AUCCAAAACAAGAAGUGCUUUUUCUGUUCGACUUUGUUUGCUUCUCAGCGCCUUUCAUAAAUCCCAGAAACAUCGCAUAGCACAGCAUCGUCAUCAUCAUAUCACAGCUCAAACAGGAGAGAGAAAGUGGGAAAGAGAAAAAAGAAAAUCUUUUUUUAGAGAGAGAAAAGGAGCAUAGCCCUAGAAAAAAUAUGCAACCAGAUAAGGACUUGUGCAGCUGAGAGACUGCGAGAAAUAGAGAGAGAAAGACCAUCAUUUUUAAUGUUUUGUUUUCAAAUUUGAUUUUUAUUUUACCCUCUUUCUCCAUUGUUGUAGAGUAAUUUGCUUUGCCAAAGAUUUCUUCUUUGCACUCUUACCAGUGAUUCUCUCUCCUCUUUCUCUGUGUGACCUUGCCAGCAAAGUAACUGUUGAACUUUUUCAACUCAAUCACUGGCUUGCGCUUCUUCACAGGUGGACCUGCGAAUGUGCACCACAGCUUUUUGAUCCUGUUUCUCAAAUAGCUAGGUGAUAAGUUUAGGUAAUAUUGAGGGGUCUAAGUUUCUUGUGAAAGAUUUCGAAGUCAUUUGAAGUAAAUGCAUGGAUCGUGGGGACCAAAUGGCGUUAUCUGGUUCUUACUAUAUGCAGCAGAGAGGAAUAGCUGGUUCUGGAGCACAACCAGAGUUACAUGUUUCACCCAAUAUUCGUCCGCUGUCUAAUCCCAAUCUACCGUUUCAAUCUGGCAUUGGUGGUGGUAACAUUGGAUCCUCCUUACCUGUAGAAUCUUCAGCAAUUUCGUCUCAUGGUGUCAAUAUGGGUGCUCCUACUGGGGUACCUCCUGGGGAACCUGUCAAAAGGAAGAGAGGAAGGCCUAGGAAAUAUGGGUCUGAUGGAACUGUGUCGCUGGGAUUGAGUCCAACUCCAACAUCGUCAAGUCAUUCUGGAGGCUUGUUACAAAGCAGCCCGAAACGAGGCAGAGGCCGCCCGCCUGGGUCCGGGAAGAAACAGCAAUUGGCUUCUCUUGGUGAAUUGAUGUCUGGUUCGGCUGGGAUGGGAUUCACUCCUCAUAUCAUCAACAUUGCAAGUGGAGAAGACAUUGCAACAAAAAUCAUGGCGUUUUCUCAGCAGGGGCCUAGAGCUAUAUGCAUUUUGUCAGCCAACGGUACUGUCUCAACUGUCACUCUUCGUCAGCCGUCAACUUCAGGUGGCACUGUCACAUACGAGGGGCGCUUUGAGAUAUUGUGCCUGUCAGGUUCUUACUUGCUCACUGAUGUCAGCGGUUCACGCAAUCGAACUGGUGGACUAAGUGUGUCCCUUGCUAGUCCUGAUGGUCGUGUCAUUGGUGGGGGAGUUGGUGGAGUGCUUAUUGCUUCAAGUGCUGUUCAGGUGGUAGUUGGGAGCUUUCUAUGGGGUGAAUCAAAGACAAAGAACAAGAAAAAGGAAGGCUCAGAAGGUGAAGUUGCUGUGGAGUCAGAUCAUCAGGGAGUUCAUAAUCCAGUUGCACUGAAUAGCAUUUCACCAAAUCAAAACCUGACUCCAACCUCGUCCUUAAGUCCUUGGUCAACAUCGCGUCCCAUGGAUAUGCGCAAUUCGCAUGUUGACAUUGAUUUAAUGCGUGGUUGAGAGUUUGUUCCAUAUACACUAGUGCUGUGUAUAUAUUUCAAAUUCAUGGUCUCUCAUCUAAUUUUCUUGUAAUAGUAAUGACAGAAUGGGAAGUACCAACAACAGGGUAGAGCCAGCUGACUUUUGCAAUUGAUAAAUCUCACUUUUCCACCCAUGAUUGACUUGGGGUUGUACUAAUAUUUUUGUAGCUGUGAGGAAGUUUAAUUUGAAGAUUUUAUGUUCCUCAUUGGUGAUGAUACCCUCUAUUAUGCCCUAUUUUGAAAAAUUAUUGACAUUGUGCUAUAUGUUUUAUGUGGUUUAGGAGCAUCAAUUAUGACAUAAUUUCAUCUGAAUUUUGUCAUAGAACUGUCUUUUUGAAAGCAAUGACAAAGGGAACAUGAAGAUUUAUU
This is a messenger RNA of Abrus precatorius (Indian licorice), 1988 nucleotides long. Its product is annotated as AT-hook motif nuclear-localized protein 9-like. The coding region runs from base 577 to 1599 and encodes 340 amino acids. Gene Ontology annotation, molecular function: minor groove of adenine-thymine-rich DNA binding. The transcript has 6 exons. NCBI's taxonomy places the organism in Eukaryota, Viridiplantae, Streptophyta, Magnoliopsida, Fabales, Fabaceae. The record is from RefSeq and is a predicted model, not a curated record.